This is a messenger RNA of Aspergillus ibericus CBS 121593, 2237 nucleotides long. Its product is annotated as glycoside hydrolase family 18 protein. The transcript has 2 exons. Gene Ontology annotation, cellular component: extracellular region. Gene Ontology annotation, biological process: chitin catabolic process; carbohydrate metabolic process. The record is from RefSeq and is a predicted model, not a curated record. NCBI's taxonomy places the organism in Eukaryota, Fungi, Ascomycota, Eurotiomycetes, Eurotiales, Aspergillaceae. Gene Ontology annotation, molecular function: chitinase activity; chitin binding. Bases 66 to 2078 code for a protein of 670 amino acids.
AGCAAUUGCCGUGCUUUUCGUUCCUACCCGAACGGGAAGUGGCAGGCUAUCAGCCACGUACCACAAUGCUGGUAGGAAUCAUCUUGGUCUUUCUCGUCACCUUGGGGCUUCCCUCGGUGGCGGCAACCUGCAAUGUCAACUCCCAGUCCAUCACGCGCGUCAUCGGCUACUAUGACUCCAGUGCAGUCUCCAGACCCUGCGCAGCAAUGAUGCCAUAUUUCUUUCCCCAGGGCAUCUACUCACACAUCUACUUCGCCUCUGGCAGCAUUCACCCAGACACAUUCGAAGUCAUCCCAUCCGCUGAACGCGACAAGAAGCUGUACACGUACCUAUCGGCGCUCUAUAUGCGCGACCUAGGCCAGGAGCUAUGGCUCUCCAUUGGGGGGUGGGCUUUCUCCAGUCAUGGCGCCCCAACAGCCACGACAUUCUCCGACCUCGCUGCAGCUGAUAUUAACCAGCAAAAUGUGUUCUUUCGGUCUCUGUCCCGCUUUAUGCACACGUAUCAUUUUGUCGGGGUUGAUAUCGACUGGCAAUAUCCCGUUGCGGCUGGGCGUGCGGAAGACUACGUCAAUUACCCCAAGUUCCUAGCCAAUUUGAAGGCGGUGUUGGAUGAAUACAAGUUCGGUCUCUCGAUAACCCUGCCUACAAGCGACCAUUACUUGCAGCAUUUCGACCUAGCUGCGAUCGAGCCCUCAGUGGACUGGUUCAAUUUCAUGACCUACGACCUGCACGGCACCGGGCAGAUUGGCGACGAGUGGACCGGGGCCAUAAAUGCCCAUACAAACCUAACCGAAAUCAGAAACUCCCUCAACCUCCUCUGGCACAGAAACAUCCCCCCAUUCAAAGUCAACAUGGGCAUAUCUUUCCACGGCCGCAGUUACACCCUCUCCGACCCCUCAUGCACAGAACCCGGCUGCCCAUUUCUUUCAGGCGGAGAUGCGGGUGAAUGCAGCAUGUCAGCCGGUACCCUCUUCAACAGCGAGAUCAACCGAAGGAUCCACCAAGACAACCUCAUCCCAACCCUCGACAGCACCGCAGCCAUCAAAACCCUCACCUUCCCCACCGACCAAUGGCUCUCCUACGACGACGAAGAUACAUUUAAACUCAAAGCCGACUUCGCCAAAUCCCAAUGUCUAGGGGGCGUGUUUGUCCGCUCUGUCGAUGAAGAUGACCGGAAUCAUACCUUUUCCAAAGGAUUAAUGGCGGCAUUGGGCAACGAGCUCAAUCUGGACCUCAAAACAGGUCUGACUAAAGUUGCUUUUAAUGAGAAAUCGACGACAGCGGGGAGUAGAAGCCAGUCGAGUCAGAAUCAGUACUGCCGGUUUGCGAAUUGCGGGGCUGCUUGUCCGAAUGGGUUUACGGAGGUUGUUCGGGCUGAUGAACCGGAGCAGAUUAUGCAGGAUUCGAUGGGGGGUUCUGCAGCCUCGGAGCAGACACGGACUCUGUGCUGUCCGACCUCUGGCAAGGUGCCGACUUGUCAGUGGCGGGGUGCCCUGGAGACAGGGGGGUGUACAGGAGGGUGUAACAGCGACGAGGCUGAAGUGGGGACUAGUAUAGCAGGUUGUACUUCUGGUUAUCAAUCAGCCUGCUGUAGCAUCACUAAAUCUACUGAGCCCUGGGCCCAGUGUAAGUGGUCCCAAACAUGCCAAAGCGAUGAUACCUGUCCAUCGGGCUACAACCACUUCGUGGUAGGCUCACGUCGGGGAUCUGGUGGUCGCCAGUCGUGCAAUGGCGAGGAACACUACAAUUACUGCUGCUCAGGCUCAUCAGUACCGGAUAUAUUUUCCAAGUGCGAGUGGACGACACGUUCCAAUGGUGACGAUUGCAGUGGCAGCUGUCCAGCUGACUCGGUACGCGUUGCUGGGCAGUCUGUGUUCUUGUCUGGUACCGAAUCUGGCUGUUCCUUUGGCAGUGAGGUGUAUUGUUGCUCCGGUGGGAAGGUUCCAAAUACGCACACCCCCGUCUCGGCCGUUCACAAAGAGCAGACGGCAGAGGAGUUCAGGGGUUAUCUCCAGCAGUUCUUGGCGAAUCCGGUCAUCCCGGAGGGAUGGGCUGAUCGGGUGGUUGAGAGGCUGUAGGAAUAUGAUGGGCUAGACUAUAUAUGCUAUGUAGAGUUUCAUUACGGAGUAUAGCGGUAGGAAUUAUGAGAGUCGGGAUGCUUACUCGGCCACCCCAGGCGAAGGAGGGACGCCUGUAUCUUGGGUGGUAGUAACAGUCAUGCUUGUGCCAAAAUACAC